Molecule: messenger RNA, 1951 nt
Organism: Meira miltonrushii
Lineage: Eukaryota; Fungi; Basidiomycota; Exobasidiomycetes; Exobasidiales; Brachybasidiaceae
Exons: 1
Coding region: 359-1951 (530 amino acids)
Source: RefSeq, a predicted model, not a curated record
UAUCACUAGUUCAUCUGUUUGUUUACAUAAACCCUAAUGAAACUUGCUAAAAGAGUCUCAGCUGUUGGACUUAAUACAAUGUCAGGUAAUGUAGAUCUUCUUUACAGGCUAAAUUGCACCCUAUUUUAGCCCGCUGCUUGUGAAAAGGGAAAAGAGCUUUCUUGAGAGCGGGAACCUAUAGCACAUUAAACAAUGUAUAAACAAUGUGGGAAGAAUUCAGAUCGAUCGGAUAUACAUUUCGUAGAAUUAUUCUCUUCAUUGAUAAGGGAUUCCCGACGUCUCUUUCUUCUCUUUCUAUCUUUUGUCACCAUCUCCAUCCUGCUCUCUUCCUACAAUUUUCUGCUGAUCACCCCAAAAGAUGUCGUCCUCUACCCAUUCAAUUGGCGAAAACAACGGCUCUUCCAAUAAGCCCCAACCUGAUCAAGCUCAAUACGAAUGGCAAAUACUAGAGCCAGACUAUUAUCAACGGGAAGUCGUUGGAGGAGAAAAGAUGUUUGAUUUCUUGGAACGGAGUAUGAACGGACACGGAGAAGGAUGUAUAGUGACGCAAUUUGAAACAAAAGGUCAAGAUUCACAACGCGAAAUGAUUGCAAGAAUUCAAAAUGGUUUUUUGAAAACUUAUCUUAAACAUCCCCUGAUCGGUUGUACACUUGAGACUGAGUUGCGUGAUCCUGCGGGUUCACAAUCGGAUGAGCUCAACAAAGUGACGUAUUUGCGUUAUCGUAAACCGACUACAGCCUCUCAAGCACAACAAUUGGUCAGUACACAUAUCAACUUUCCAAGACUUAAAGAUCCGGCUGACUUGGCAGAUUUCGUCUUGAAUGGCCGUGUCGGUGACGGAGACGGAAGGAGAGCUUCCAUGUACGUUUGCUUUGGGGAGCACAAGGUAUCCGUUGCCUACUAUCUUUCCCACGUCAUCUUUGAUCCUUAUUACGGAGCACAAGCAUACGAUGAAAUGAUGGGCAUGAUUGCUUCUUCCCGGGGUGACACAUUCGACCCUUCGAUCGUUUUGACUCCGAUUCCCGCCGAAGAAAUGCAACGUAGACUACCCGUCAGUGUCUCCUUUGCAUACGAUCGUCAAAUGGAACCCACAGAGGAAGAUAAACAAAAAGGUGUCGAACAUUGGCAAGAUGUCUUGAUGGAUGCUGCUUCGAAAGAUUCGAUCUUGAUUCCAUCAGAUGGAGAUGCAGCUUUCCGUAAAAAUAAACGUUCGUUCACAAAAGUUACUCUAAGUCAACGUGAAACGAAAGCUUUGAACACUUUUUGCAAAUCUGUCGGAAUGCCGUUGGUUGGGCUGAUGGGAGCGAGCUAUCUGUAUACACUGUCACAAGAGUACGGCGCAGCACAUGCAGCAAGGGGAGAAGAAGUUCCAGAAGGCAUCAAAUGCACACUUCCACUACCCGUUCAACAAUUCAUUGAAGUGAACAGGAACGAGUCCCAUGGACCCGUUUCAUGCGCAAUGAUGCCAGGUUUGAUUUGGGUUCCUACAAAAGAUGCAUCAGUUUUGGAAAUUGCAAUGUCUUUAGGACAAGCAACACAAGCACAAAUCACACAUCCUCAUCCUUUGGGAAGAGAGGCAAUGGAUACACUUUUGAUGCCUUAUUUGAGUAGCGUUGCUUCCACUUCAAGCGUUUAUCUUCCACCUGGUUUCCCAGGCUUGACAUACAUCGGAAACGUGUCAAGGUUCAUCACUGAAAGACAUUCGAAUCCUGGCUUGGAAAUGACGUUGUGCGACGUAUACAUGGGAACACGCUCUCUCACCAAUCGUCCUUGGAUGUUAGGAUCAGUAUGGAACGGGAAGUUCAGCGCAGAGAUCUAUUUCAACGAAAGGUAUUUGGACUAUGAUCACAUGACUGAUAUCGUUCAAAAAACCGUUAAGCAAAUGCUGGAAUGCUUACCUGAGCAAGAAGAGGGAGAAGAAUCAGGCAAUCACCGUCAAAGCAGACUUUAA